AGUCCGCGGCCCCGGGCGCAUCCGGCCUUCCGGGUUUUGACGCCGGCCAGAAAGGCUACGCGAGCACGUUCCGAAUCCGGCCCGGGUUUUUCCCGGCGAGGCGGAAGCAGCAGCGCACGCCCGAGACCCGGGGGAGGGGGCGAGUGGGAAGAGGGGGAGGGGAAGGGCCGAGGGCAGGGGAACGAUGGCCGCACAACUCCCUAUUGUGGCCGCUACGGCCGCCACCCCGGCGAUGGCGAGAAACAGCAAGAAAAGGCCCGCCAGCCCUGCAAACAACGGCAGCGGCGGCGGCUACAGCAGCAGCAGCAAGAAGAGGAAAGUGGGGGCCGCCGGCUUCUCCCAGGGUGUCAGCAUGGAUACUGUGAGUGAGAGUAAGGUAGUGACCCCUGACUUUAGCACAGGACCUAUGGAAGCCACCCCCAAGCCAUUGCCAUUUAAGGAUCCCAACUUUGUGCACUCGGGCAUCGGGGGAGCCAUGGCAGGCAAGAAGAACAGGACCUGGAAGAACCUAAAACAGAUUCUUGCUUCUGAAAGGGCAUUGCCAUGGCAACUCAACGAUCCUAGCUACUUCAGUAUAGAUGCUCCCCCUUCCUUUAAACCAGCCAGGAAGUAUUCUGAUAUUUCAGGACUUGUUGCAAACUAUACAGAUCCACAGAGCAAGUUAAGAUUCAGCACCAUUGAAGAGUUUGCUUACAUUCGGAUGCUCCCUUCAGAUGUAGUUACAGGCUACCUGGCCCUGAGAAAGGCCACAAGCAUAGUCCCCUAAGCCUGUGG
Messenger RNA from Dromiciops gliroides (monito del monte), 774 nucleotides. RefSeq names its product INO80 complex subunit C (gene INO80C). Gene Ontology annotation, biological process: chromatin remodeling. The record is from RefSeq and is a predicted model, not a curated record. NCBI's taxonomy places the organism in Eukaryota, Metazoa, Chordata, Mammalia, Microbiotheria, Microbiotheriidae. The transcript has 5 exons. Bases 185 to 766 code for a protein of 193 amino acids. Gene Ontology annotation, cellular component: Ino80 complex.